Messenger RNA from Haliaeetus leucocephalus (bald eagle), 3138 nucleotides. It is a transcript of the gene ABI3BP, whose product is annotated as ABI family, member 3 (NESH) binding protein. The record is from RefSeq and is a predicted model, not a curated record. Lineage: Eukaryota; Metazoa; Chordata; Aves; Accipitriformes; Accipitridae. The transcript has 34 exons. Gene Ontology annotation, molecular function: protein binding. The coding region runs from base 1 to 3138 and encodes 1045 amino acids. Gene Ontology annotation, biological process: positive regulation of cell-substrate adhesion; extracellular matrix organization.
AUGUGGAAGGAGCCUUCUGAGGGAGAUAGUGAAAAGGGUGGAAGUGGAUCUUUGAAGAAGUGCUUGAAUGACCUGAAAACAGUGAAAAGGCAGAGCCUGAAAGUUCAGAUCAAUGCAACAGAUGACACCGUUUGCAUGAGGUAUCUUCGACCAAGUCAAAACACCAAACUAGAAGGUUUUGUCCUGGGUUAUGGAAGCAACUUCUUUUCUAAUCAGUACAUUCCUUUACCUUCGGAAGGAAAAACCUACAUAACAGAACUGGGUCGGACCAAGACUCAAAAGCCUCUGCAGCUGGUAGUUGGCACCCUCACCCCAACGUCUGUGUUCCUCUCUUGGGGCAUCCUAGUCAACCCUCAGCAUGACUGGACAGCAACAAGUAACUGUGCUAGUGACAGGUUCUAUACAGUUCGCUACAGAGAAAAGGGUAAAGACAAGAAAUGGGUUUUUCAGCUUUGCCCAGUUACAGAGACGGUGGUGGACAAUCUGAAGCCAAACACAAUUUAUGAAUUUGGAGUUAAAGACAACGUAGAGGAUAGUAUUUGGAGCAAGACUUUCAAUCAUAAGACAGUUCUGUCUAGUAAAAAAGUAAACGGACAACUCCAGAAUAUGUACAAGUUGGUACCUAAUGCCCAAACACAGCUUACACUGCGUGAUAAUAAGAAGUUGGUCCCUGUCACAAUAAUCAAACAAGUUAUUCAAAAUCGGACACAGUCAAAAACUUUGGAUAGUUCUUCUCUGCCAGGAGCAAUAUUAGUGCACCUUAUUGUUCCAGGUCUCAAUGAAACUCAGCAGAAACUUCCUCCUGUCCUGACAAUAGACGACAUACCUCAAGCAUCCAGGAAAAAACUGGCUAAGAAUGAAACUCGAGUAUGGCCCGCUGAAUCCAAAACACCAGAAGUUCAAGAAAUCUCCCCACAGUCGCUCCCAGCUCAGUCUGAGAAAAAACAUGGACCUGAGGAAUUUAAAUCAACGCCUAAACCUGAAUUGGUGCAAACUCAAAACAUACUGGCUCCAAAAGAAAUACCACUUACUCCUUCUAAACUGAAACCAUCUGCUACCCCAGAAGUACAGCAUGUGAAACCUGCCCCUAAACCACCACUUCUGGAGCCUAAAACUUCUCAGACUGUUGAACAACCAAAAGCAACACUAGCUCCUAAAGAAGCAAAACUCACACCUUCUGCAUCUAAACCUAGACCAUCUGCCAGACCCAAAAAGCCACGAACUAAACCUGUCUUGGAACCUAUUACACUUAGAAUUGAACCACCAAAGUCAACGAUAGCUCCAAAGGAGACUCCACGUAUUCCUUCUAAACCUAAAACUUCACCUAAACCUCGUAUCCCACAAGCCAAAGAUGUUCCAAAAGAAACACAGCGUGUUCCUUCCAAACCUAGAACAUCACCAAGCUCAGAGGUGCCACAAACCAAACCUGCUCCUAAAGAUACACGUCAUGGGCCUUCCAAACUGAAAACAUCACCCAGUCCACACGUUCCUCCAACUAGAGCAAGUCCGAAAGAAAGUCGGCGAGUCCCUUCCAAGCCCAGAGCAUCACCAAGUCCAGAUGUACCACACACAAAACCUGCUCCAACUGAAAAACAGUUCAUUCAUACCAAACCAAAAACAUCUGAAAAACCAAGAGUGCCACACACCAAACCUGCAAUACAUCAGACAACUCCACAACCAAUUAUUACAAAAUCUACUACCACUGAGCAUUCAAAGGCAACAAUGGCUCCAAAAGAAACACUGCUCAUUCCUUCCAAACCCAAAACAUCUGUUGGGCCAGAAGUACCACAGACUAAACCUGUUCCCAAUGAAACAUACCAGAUUUCACCCAAGCCCAAAACUGCUCUAGCAACCGAAAUUCCACAGUUCAAUACAGCUCUUAGUAAAACCACACUAGCACCAGCUAGAACAAAAGCACCUGGACUGCCAAAGUGGAUUGUGCCAACAACAGAUGACGUAUAUACACCUGAGGAUAUUUCCAGACAAAGUGGCGUGGAUGUGGAAAAACCUUUGGAAUAUAGUGAUACCUGGGAAAAGCCAAUUUCUGUAACUGCAUCACCUGGCCCUCAGCAUCCUCCUAUACCUCCUGUCAAGCCUACACAAAUGCGAAGAAAACCUCUGCCUCCGAACACCGUGACUGGUAAACCAGGAAGUCCAGCUAAACCCGCUGGACCAACAACACCUGUGAGGACAGGAACGUCAUAUAAGACGCCAACAGCUUUCGCAACUCCAGAGUAUUAUGUUGAUGCAACUGUCUUCAGCUCAAGUCCUACAUCAGAAACUGAUUCUUCAGGCAAACCGAGGUACCAAGCCCCCCAUGUCAAGUACAUGAAGAAAGAUGAUGAUGUGCCUUGCUCUAUCACAAGCUCUCUUGAACAUUUUCCUCAAGAAGAAGCUGGCAGCAAGGAAGAACCUACUCGUCCUCCACAAAAUCCUCCAACCAACCUCACAGUGGUGACUGUUGAGGGCUGUCCAACUUUCGUCAUAUUGGACUGGGAAAAACCAGACAAUGACACUGUUACUGAGUAUGAGGUUGUGUCAACUGAAAAUGGAGCAAGUGAUGGUGAAAAGGAGAAAUCGAUUAUCACUACAAAUCAAACCCAUUCUACUGUGGAAAACCUAAAACCUGACACAAGUUAUGAAUUCCACGUGAAACCUAGAAACCCUCUUGGUGAAGGUCCAAGUAGCAAUGUUGUGGCAUUCAAUACUGAAUCAGCGGACCCAAGAGUGAGUGAGCCAAUUUCAGUGGGAAAGGAUGCUAUCUGGACUGAAAUCCCAUUCAAUUCAGACACCUAUUCAGAAUGCAAAGGGAAACAAUACGUAAAAAGGACUUGGUAUAAGAAGUUCGUAGGUGUGCAGCUGUGUAAUUCGUUGAGAUACAAGAUAUACCUCAGUGAUUCACUUACAGGAAAAUUUUAUAACAUAGGAGACCAGAGGGGCCAUGGAGAAGAUCACUGCCAAUUUGUAGACUCCUUCUUAGAUGGAAGGACAGGGCAGCAAGAAGAUCUACCAGUCAAAGAUGGAUUUUUCAGGGCAGUUCGUCAGGAACCUGUCAAAUUUGGAAAAAUAGGCGGAGAGACUCACAUUAACUAUGUUCGCUGGUACGAGUGUGGAACAUCAAUACCUGGGAAAUGGUAA